Messenger RNA from Plasmodium reichenowi, 1734 nucleotides. Its product is annotated as major facilitator superfamily, putative. The transcript has 3 exons. Lineage: Eukaryota; Apicomplexa; Aconoidasida; Haemosporida; Plasmodiidae. The record is from RefSeq and is a predicted model, not a curated record. Gene Ontology annotation, molecular function: transmembrane transporter activity. Gene Ontology annotation, biological process: transmembrane transport. The coding region runs from base 1 to 1734 and encodes 577 amino acids.
AUGACAAUGUUUAAGGAUGAUGAAAAUAAUUUUAAUUAUAAUAAAGAAUAUGAAAAAGUUAAGAAAAGAACAUUAUUCAAAAUAUUAUUGUCUGUAUUUAUUAAAACGUUAUUUGAAUCAUUUUUACAACCAUUAUUACCAUUUUAUAUAUUAAAUUAUUAUGAUAUAGAAGUAAAAGAAUUAGGCAUUUUAUUGAGUUUUUAUUCAUUUUCACAAUGUGUGAUGUGUUUAAUAAUUGGAUUAUUUUCUUCAAUUAAUAGAAAGCAUUUGUUAGUAUUUUUAUUAAUGUUUAAUUUGGUUGGUAUAUAUUUAUUUUACAUGAAAUUAAAUUUUACAUUACUUAUAAUUAAUCGUAUUAUAUGUGGAAGUAGUUCUGUAUUUAUAGUUGUUGUUAAUACAAUAAUAAAUGAUUUAGUUGAUAAUAAUGUAUGUAUAUAUUAUACAUAUAUUAAUAUAUUUAAUGCUAUAGGAAUUAUAUUAGGCCCAUUAUUAUCUUCCUUUUUUUUAACAAUAUUUAACUUUCAAAUUAUACUAAAUUUUAAUACCUUUGGAUUAUUAGUCUCUUUAUGUAUAGUUUUAACCAUAUCUAGCGAUUUACUAGUACAGAACAAAAUAAAAAAUCAACCAACAGAAUCAACUUUACAUUCGAACUUACCACAAACUAAUGAAGAAAAGAAAAACAUCACUAACAACAAUAAUUUUAAUAGUAAUAAGAAGAAUAUAAAUAAUAGUAAUAAUAUAAAUAACAAUAAUAAUAAUAUUAACAAUGUUGAUGAUAUAAAACAUGAUGAAGAUAGCGAACGAAAUACAAAAGCAUUUAAUGAAGAAAAUAAAACCGAAGAUAACCAUUCCAUUUUACAAAUAAAAAGUACAGAACAUUUAAGAAGCAAUGAUUUUAUUAUAUCAAGUUAUAAUGAGGAAGAACAUAAUACAAAUAAUUAUAUUGUUAAUAAAAAUGAAAAAAAUUCGUCUGAUGGUAUUUUUAAUAAUGAUAAAAUAUUUAAAUAUUAUAGUGAAGAAUUUUCUGAAAUAUCAUCAUAUCAACAAUAUUUAAAAACUAAAGAUAACUAUUAUAUUUCAAGGUUUAUUUAUUUUUUAAAACAAAAAUUGAACUUAUUAAUAAAAGCUAUGUUUACAUAUAAAUUUAAAUGUCUCUUAUCUAUAUGCUUCUUUAGAUUCACUUCAGCAUUUGCUUCUAAUUUGAUGAGUAACAUUUUUUUCGUCUUUUACAAUGACAAUGUUUCAUCAGAUAAUAAGCAAAUUCAGAUAAGCAUUUUUGUAUCACUUAGUGGAAUAAUUAUGAUAUUCUAUCAGUACUUUUCUUUUUCAUAUAUUGUUAAUAACUUUGGAUAUAAUGGAACAGCCAUUAUUGGAUUACUUAUACAGAGCACAGGAAUAUUACUAACAUACUACACCAUAAAAUAUUAUUCCUUAAUUUUUCAAUAUAUUAGUAUUUGCUUCAUACAUUCUUGUUCUUAUGCCUAUAUAGAACCAAUAAUUCCUACCAUCAUAUCCUUAUUCUUUGAUAAAAAAGACCAAUUAUUUUCUCAAAGUUUUGUAUCCUUUUUCAGAUAUUUAUCUUUAACUAUAUCGCCUAUUGUCUACAGUUAUUACUAUAUAGAAAAUCAGCUGUAUCCUUUCUCCAUAUCUUCAAGUAUGUCUCUUUUAUCUAUUUUUUUUGUUAUUAUGUCUUUUAAAUUUCAUAACAAGAUGAAAAAUUCUAUUACUAAUUAA